AUGUACGGUAUGUCCUGCGUCCGCUACCAGCCGUUUGAGUCGACCGAUGCGGCCCUCGCUGCCCUGAUCUCGAGGUACAACGUGCCAGUUGCGGUGCUAGUGCUCGCCACCUCGGAGCCGCUCAACCAGCUCGUCCUGUUCUAUGCCCCCCACCGCCCGAUCGAUGCGUACGCCCUCGCCGCACACCACGGCUUCGAGGAGAUCGCUAUCGCUCUCGCCGUCAAGAUCGGCCCCAUAUACCUCAGCUGGCUGUGCACGCGUCAGCAGUCACGGCUCUACGCGCUCCGAAAUAUCGUCCUGCGCCCCCCGGCCGACCACCCGCCCACCCCGAAAUGCACCAAGGAUGUGCGCCGUGAGCUCUAG
Trametes versicolor FP-101664 SS1 is the source of this 363-nucleotide messenger RNA. RefSeq lists its product as uncharacterized. The transcript is spliced from 2 exons. The record is from RefSeq and is a predicted model, not a curated record. Lineage: Eukaryota; Fungi; Basidiomycota; Agaricomycetes; Polyporales; Polyporaceae. Bases 1 to 363 code for a protein of 120 amino acids.